Molecule: messenger RNA, 801 nt
Organism: Aphidius gifuensis
Lineage: Eukaryota; Metazoa; Arthropoda; Insecta; Hymenoptera; Braconidae
Exons: 3
Coding region: 301-708 (135 amino acids)
Source: RefSeq, a predicted model, not a curated record
AAUAAUGAGAUGCAUCCAUGUUGCAUUGUGUUGCAUCCAGAUUCCAGAAUCCAGAUCAACAGAUCAACACAGAUCAACACAGAUCAAUCCAGAUUCAGUUCAAUUCAUUGCAAAUUGCAAUUCAGUGCAAUUGAGUGCAAAUUACAAAUUAUUAAGUUGCAUCAGUGUGCCAUGUGCAUCAGAUUUAAUCAGAUUGCCCGUCUAUAAGCAUCUACAAGUGUUUAUAAGCAUCCUGAAGCAUUUAUCACUUAUCAUUAUCAUUUAUUGUUUAAAGAAUAAAAGUGAAUAAAAUUUAAAAAAAUGAGUGUAAUUUCAAAAAAUACAUUACGUCUUAUUGGUAGUGCACAAUAUGUCACAAAAAUACCACAAUUUAAUUCUCAAUACUCUCGUUCCAUCUGUCACAUUGCCAGUCAAUUGAAAGACCAAAAUUCAAUUAAAUUAAUUAAAUCAUGUAAUCUUUGUAGAUGUGGAUGUGGAAAAUUCCAACAUACUCAAGCUGGAAAAGAAUCGAGUAAAAAAAUCAUAAAUGACCUUGAAGCAGAAAAAAAAAGAAAAGAUAUAGAACUUUGGCUUUCCAAAUUUAAAUUUGAAACUAUAUUUUAUAAAUAUGGUGUACGAUGUGAGUUUCAAAUACCAUCAGGUUCAGGAUCAUUUUUUUUGGAAUUGGUACCUCACUUUCAUUCUACUGGCAAGGGUGUCAACCAGUAGGUCGACACAUUAAAAGUUCUACAAAUUAAAUUCAAGUAUAUAACUAAAGAAAUGUCAAAAAAAAAAAAAAAACGAAAAUUUAUUAUCAUAUAU